AUGGGCCUUUUGCUGUUUUUCAAAAACGAAAAGGAUCCCAGCCAGCAGAUCCAGGACGCCGGCUUUGACAUUUCCGAAUGUUCGCACGAUUGUGAGUCCUGCUCAACUUCUUUCCCAUCGAGCCUCAAGUUCGAAGACGACGCUCCUUUGUACGGAUCAACAAAGCCGUAUGGGUUGCAGGUUGUCGUGUCCACGAACAAAACAGACUGGCCUCACGAUGCCCUUGGACAGCUGGGAACAUUGGCACAUGCGCUCGAUUCUUGGGCAUCUUCGGCCAAGUUCGAAGGUCUCGGCGAAUCGGCGAAAAUCAAAGUCAACACGAGCUCGCUCAGCCUGCCCAAGUUUGAAACGGACCAGGAGUACGUCGACGAAAAAAGGGGCGAUGUGCUUCUCUUACCCUUUUUCGUAUGGGUCAAGAACAUCACUGUGGCCAACUGUGCGCAGGUGCUAGAUAAGGUUGUGCCCGACUUGGUUCUGUUCAGAGACGCCCAAAAGGACACUCUCCCGCUUCUGUCGUAUGCGGAAUUUCCCGACGUGGAAAUCGUCGCCGAUGGGAAUAAAGCAUACAUUUUCAUGUGCUCGCAUAGAACUAGAGACAAGCGGUGUGGAGUCACUGCGCCAAUCAUGAAGAAGGAAAUGGAGUUGCACUUGAGAGAUUUGGGUCUUCAUAGAGAUUUCUCUGAUCUGCGCCCGGGAGGAGUGACAGUGGCCUUCAUCAACCACAUUGGAGGACAUAAGUUCGCCGCUAAUGUUAUCAUAUACUUGAAGAAGUCGGGCAAGAACAUUUGGUUGGCCAGAUGCAAACCUAAUAACGUGGUGCCAAUUAUAGACGAGUGCAUUGUUCACGAUGGAAAAGUCUGGCCCGACAAGGUAAGACAGGUGCAGAAAUUCAAGCCUGUGGAAUGGUAA
Clavispora lusitaniae ATCC 42720 is the source of this 909-nucleotide messenger RNA. RefSeq lists its product as uncharacterized. Lineage: Eukaryota; Fungi; Ascomycota; Pichiomycetes; Serinales; Metschnikowiaceae. The record is from RefSeq and is a predicted model, not a curated record.